This is a messenger RNA of Plasmodium inui San Antonio 1, 1732 nucleotides long. RefSeq lists its product as hypothetical. Lineage: Eukaryota; Apicomplexa; Aconoidasida; Haemosporida; Plasmodiidae. The transcript has a single exon. The annotation marks the transcript as partial. The record is from RefSeq and is a predicted model, not a curated record.
AUGCGAGUGAACAUCAUCAUCUUCUCCCUAGUGGCGUUCCUGGUGAAGGGACACAUAGCAAAGCCUGAUGACAAUAAAAGCUUUUCAAAGCUUUUCGGCGCAGAGUUGGUGAACAAUUACGAGAAAUUGUUUAAAGUGAUAAAAUGCCAGUACUGUUUGACUCAGAAAAAGGGAGCACAAGAUGAAAAGUGCAAAAAUAUAAUGAAGGAGUGCAAACAUCUGUUGAAGGAUGGAAACUACAUGACCGUGUUGAAAGAUUUAAAGAAUGACUUGAAGAUGGGAAAGGACGACUACCUGUAUGGACCCGACACAAACGAGUUGAAGAAAAUUAUGAACUUCUUGGAGUUUCAUAAACAAGAAAUCGACCAAUUAAAGGACAUGAUUGACAAUAUAAAGGAUAAUAAAGCCAUUUUGUUAAUCAAUGGAGGAAACAAUUCAGUCGUUCACAAAUUGAACAAAAAAAUGAAGUCACUAAAGAACAGCGUUGAGUACAUACAAAAGAGCCAAGACGUGAUAACUGAACAGCUAAGUAAGGAUGACGAUCAGAUCAGUCCUGUCGUAACGGAUAUGUUUCAUUUAAAAACAACACCAAAUAAGAAUACCAAUGAACUUAUCCAACUAGGAAACGUAACAGACAAUAAUGAAGGAAAUAAAUAUGAAUUAGGGGGUGUAGGUGUUGAUGAAUUUGUAAAAAACAGCAUGAAGGAUUUAUUUAAAGAUGGCGAAGGAUUUAUGGACUUUGUAAAGAGCGCCCUAAUCCAAGAAGGAGGAGGAAUCGGUGGAGAGCUAGUUAGCCUCAUAGAAAAGGGAAAAGAAAUUGGAGAAAAAAUUGUCGACAUUGAAGGAAUGAUAACGAAGAAGAAUGGCACUACCAACAAGGAUGGAACCACCAUCGAAAAGUUGGAUCACUUGAAAAUGGAAUUGUCCUCAUAUGAAUUCGUUCUAACCAAUCUUAAGGGAGUCGUCAUGGGUAAACUUAAGGACAUAUUGCUACGACUCUUGUACAAGACCUACAUAAACUACAGGAUUAAGAAGGCAAAAGAGUUGGGAGAGGAAGCCCCAAUAGAGGUGGAAGAGGAGCACUACCUCAGUGAACUCAAAAAAGGAAUCCUUGAAUUAGGAGUGAAAAUAUUCUUCAACAAGGUACGAAAUUUACUGACCUUCGUAAAGAAGAAGAUGUUCCCGAAGAAGUAUGGAAUUAAGCAGGACAAGACGAAGAUGGAGAACGGACAGAAAGAUUCCAAAGAGGUCACGCCUACAAAUGCUAAACUCACUUCCCCGAUGUUGAGAGGUUCUGUACCCGCGGAAAACAUCAGUCUCAUGGCCAGCAUAGACGGCAUCAUUGAAGAAAUUGAUUUUUACGAGAAGGAAAUAUAUCACAAUCCACAGACGGCCGGAGUCACACACAAGCACCACAAAGGCGGAGUCACACACAGGCACCACAAAGGCGGAGUCACACACAAGCACCACAAAGGCGGAGUCACGCACAAGCACCACAAAGGCGGAGUCACGCAAAAUCCACAGAAACCCGGAAGUAUAAAGAGGCGCCACACAGGGGUAGGACCAAAAGUACAAGCAAUGGAUGAAGACCCGUUAAUGGAUAUAUUAGACGCGGAUGGAGACCUCUUAAACCUCCUGGAGGAAGUGGUCGAAUCAAUUACGGAUAUGAACAAGAAAAAUGAGGACACGCAAGGUGAUAAGGGUGCAACCGAAGAUACACAGGGCGAUAAGG